Marmota monax (woodchuck) is the source of this 1411-nucleotide messenger RNA. RefSeq names its product family with sequence similarity 81 member B (gene Fam81b). The record is from RefSeq and is a predicted model, not a curated record. The transcript has 10 exons. Lineage: Eukaryota; Metazoa; Chordata; Mammalia; Rodentia; Sciuridae. Bases 101 to 1234 code for a protein of 377 amino acids.
UGCCUCCCCGACUGCAGAGGAACAGCCGGAUGAACCUGAUGGCCCCCUUCCUGGCUCAGCCAGUGACCAAGAAAAAAAAGUAAAAUUUUCUCCAGCUAAAAUGUCAACCAAGAAUUCUACAGAUCUAGUUGAAUAUGUUGACAAUGGCACAGUUAGAGCUCAUCCAGGGGGUCGUCCUUUUCUUCCCGUCAUCCAAAACACUCAGAAAAGUCAGCUGGAAGACAGAUUGAACAACCAGGAGCGCACCAUAGCAUUCCUCCUUGAACAAGCCUUCCGCAUCAAGGAGGACAUCUCUUCUUGUCUCCAAGGGACCCACGGCUUUCGAAAAGAGGAAUCACUUGCCAGGAAGUUACUAGAAAGCCAUAUACAGACCAUCACUAGCAUCGUCAAAAAACUCAACCAAAACAUUGAGGUCUUAGAAGACCAAAUAAGAACUCGAGAUCAGGUGACCACAGGAACUAAUUUCGCAGUGCAGGAUCUAAACAUCAAACACCUGCAAGGAGUUGGAGACCUUCGGGGAAGAGUAGCCAGAUGUGACUCAAGCAUUAUGAAGCUUUCUGGAGAUAUACACUUCAUCAGGAAUGAGUACCGGCAAAUGGAGAAAUCAAUUCAAGACCUCUUGUCUGCCCUAGAAACUGUUUCCAAGAACGUGGAUAUGAAGGUAAUGCAGCUCUUAGGAAAGAUAGAGUCUUCCACUUCUGAGCAAACCUCAAAUUUAAAGAUGAUCCAAGGAGAUUAUCGCCAUGAAAUGAACCUUUUGGAAUUCAAAUUCAAUUCACUUUCAAAUAAUCUGUACGAAGAACUUGAGAACAAUCAAAAAUGGGCACAAAGUGAGUUCAUCAAACACAGAAAAGACCACCUGAGCCAUACAAAUGAAUGUCUGAUGGUCCUGCAGGAGAAACUGGAAAAGUCUGAAAACAAAAUGGAAGAAAAAAUGUUGCAGCUUUCAAGCAAAUUAGAAAAUUUCAUUAACUCACAGAAACAGGAAGCAGAACUGAACAAAGUAAAGUUUGUAGAAAAUAAAUUGUCCAAAAAGAUGAGCCAAAUGGAAAAGCACGUCUGGGGUGAACUAGAGAAAAUGCAGAAUGAAUAUCAAUCAGGAUUUAAAUCAAUUCAUGACUCUCUCAACUCCCUCCAACAAAUACAGAAAACAAAAAUGGAUCUAGAGAAAUAUAAAGUACAGAAAGACAUAAAGAAAUUAAAGCGUAAGAUUGUGGAACUCCAGGAGGUAUAAAACUUUCCAGUCUUUUUCUUUUUCACAUGCUAAUGGAGCAAUCUGUUAGAAAUAAUUGUGAAUAAGAAAGUCAAUAUCUCUAUGGUGCUUACUGCUUCUAAUGUCUCUGUAUCUCUUACCACCAUUUAAGAAGAUGAAAGUACCAGGGAAAAACAAUAAAGAAGCUUUAUGUCUCCA